This is a messenger RNA of Nanorana parkeri, 872 nucleotides long. It is a transcript of the gene PKIG, whose product is annotated as protein kinase (cAMP-dependent, catalytic) inhibitor gamma. The record is from RefSeq and is a predicted model, not a curated record. Gene Ontology annotation, molecular function: cAMP-dependent protein kinase inhibitor activity. The transcript has 4 exons. Gene Ontology annotation, biological process: negative regulation of cAMP-dependent protein kinase activity. The coding region runs from base 214 to 447 and encodes 77 amino acids. NCBI's taxonomy places the organism in Eukaryota, Metazoa, Chordata, Amphibia, Anura, Dicroglossidae. Gene Ontology annotation, cellular component: cytoplasm; nucleus.
UAUUUGUACCUCGCCGCAUCCUGUAAUGUUUCCCGCGGUCGCUAUGGGAACGCUGGGAGCGGAGAAGCGGCGGAGUGUGUGGGUAGACCGCCAUCAGCCGGGAGCCGGGACUGUGCCGGGAGAGGCUGCUGUGGACACUGCUACAAAUGACAGAAGACUUCUUAAAGACACAGACUUUAUAUGAUCGAAUGAAUUUGAUAUGAUAGAGGCGUUAUGGACGUAGAGUCGGCUUACGGCGAAUUCAUAUCGUGUGACAGAACGGGCAGACGCAACGCAGUGCCUGACAUCAAGGGAGAAUGUGCCUCGACGGGGGUGACAGAACUUUCCGAGGACAUGGGAGACAUGUCCAUCCAAGGAGCAGAAGGACAAGCGGCAGCAGCAGCAGCAGCUUCCGACACUGGGCAGGAGCAGAGCCCGAAAGCACAAGAUGGUAGCUCACCGUCAUGAAUUACUUAUGUCUUGCAGACAUCCGUACUGACUUUCAUACAGAAAGAGACCUCUGUGAACAAGCACCAAACGGUUUCUAUGGGGCUCCAGGCUGAAGAGUACACUGGAUUCGGCUAUUUCAGCUCACGCACAUGCCUAAGAAUGUAAUCCGAAUGCAUGACUCAAACCCGCCACCCGGUGGCCAAACGUGCUCAUUGCAUCUCUUCAGUCUCCACCCGACCAAAACUUGCCUUAGCGAUUCGAGCCCUUUCUAGAAACGUACAAACGAUAUGCAAAUCCGUAACCGACGCGUGAUACUUUGAUGACGGUACUGCCCCCACUCUCCCUUUCUAUUUUCUAGGUAAGCAGAUAUUUAUUGUAGAACUUCAGAAAGCGAUUUGCCUGUUCUUAAACAGUUUUGGUGACACACUGCCAUAUAAAAGAAA